CGACAACGAUCUACCCAAACGCAGCGACGACGGCGAGUGAAGCUCAAGCCUCAAAGUAAAGCACAACUCAGCGAUUGACAACGGUAGGCAGCAAGGCGAUGCACGACGCUGGCGGCAACGGCGAUGCACGACGCUGGCGGCAACGGCGAUGCACGACGUUGGCGGCAACGGCGAUGCACGACGCUGGCGGCAACCGCGAUGCACGACGCUGAAGGCAACGGCGGUGGAUGUCGGCGAUGGUGAUGACCGACGACGAAGGUUAGAGGUGGAGAAGGAAUUUGUCACGGCGGAGAAGAGAGUGCAUGGUCUGUGGUGGCUGCUGGAGAGCAGGUGGCGGCGCGGUGGGCGGUGGCUGUGGGAUAGGGAUAAGGGUAAAGGGUGGGAGGUUUAGGGUUUUGUGA
This is a messenger RNA of Linum tenue, 401 nucleotides long. NCBI's taxonomy places the organism in Eukaryota, Viridiplantae, Streptophyta, Magnoliopsida, Malpighiales, Linaceae. The record is from the annotation of a GenBank genome assembly.